CUCAUCUCAGCAAAUGUUGCGCGAGUAAGAGAUCCAAAGGCCGCCGGUUCAAGUUCAUUUUGCGAGAAGCUCCACAGAAAAAGCAGGUGCGGUAAUCUUAGCUAGUGUGGAGACUUUGUGCGCUGUGUAGGAGAGGAAGGACGCACUAACAGAUGGCGCUCUCAUAUCUGUGGAUGUGCGCACUAAAAUCUUGGCUCUAGACUCUCUGCAGCAGUAAAGAUCUCGUGAAGAAUGCUGGCCCAGCUCGUAGCAGACGUGUGCCCGUCGUCGGCCUCUUUCUUCGGCUUCAUGGGUGUCGCCUCCGCUCUCGUCUUCGCCAAUCUGGGUGCAGCGUACGGCACGGCCAAGUCAGGCGUGGGCAUUGCGUCCAUGGGUGUAAUGCGGCCCGAGCUGGCCAUGCGUAACAUCAUUCCCGUGGUUAUGGCCGGUGUGCUGGGUAUCUACGGUCUGAUUGUGGCGGUGAUUAUUCAGGGCUCGAUCGACCCUCCGAACGGCAACGCGCCGAAGUACGGCUCGUACACGGGCUUCGCACACCUGGCUGCUGGUUUGUGCUGUGGUCUGAGCGGUCUGGCGGCCGGUAUGGCUAUCGGAGUGGUAGGUGACGCCGGCGUACGCGCCGUUGGCCAGCAGGAGAAGCUUUUCGUGAACAUGAUCCUGAUUCUGAUUUUCGCGGAAGCUCUGGGUCUGUACGGCUUGAUCGUGGCGCUGAUUCUUUCACAGAAGAAGAGCGACUGCCCGUCGGAGUAAGCACGGCCAGGCUGGUGGAUGUUGCAGUCGUCUGAGUGCUUUUAGUCAGACGUCGAGCUUACAAGGUUGAAGAGCGGUUGGCUUCUCCGAACUAUUUGGUGGAGAUGUGAACCGCGACGCGAUGCAGCUAGUCUUUUGCAAGAGCUAAAGUUUUUACAACUUGCCUAAGCGACAGCUGCUAAUAAAUCUUCGCAAUUGAUAUCAGUGUGGACGUUGCUGAUGCUUCUGUGUAGUUUUGCUUUGAGG
This is a messenger RNA of Phytophthora nicotianae INRA-310, 993 nucleotides long. RefSeq names its product V-type proton ATPase proteolipid subunit. The record is from RefSeq and is a predicted model, not a curated record. The transcript is spliced from 2 exons. Lineage: Eukaryota; Oomycota; Peronosporomycetes; Peronosporales; Peronosporaceae. Bases 232 to 747 code for a protein of 171 amino acids. Gene Ontology annotation, biological process: proton transmembrane transport. Gene Ontology annotation, molecular function: proton-transporting ATPase activity, rotational mechanism. Gene Ontology annotation, cellular component: proton-transporting V-type ATPase, V0 domain.